Molecule: messenger RNA, 2923 nt
Organism: Drosophila ananassae
Lineage: Eukaryota; Metazoa; Arthropoda; Insecta; Diptera; Drosophilidae
Gene: D19A
Product: zinc finger protein 91
Exons: 2
Coding region: 154-2643 (829 amino acids)
Cellular component (GO): nucleus
Molecular function (GO): zinc ion binding
Source: RefSeq, a predicted model, not a curated record
CGUUGGCAUGUCUUAUUGCCACUCGCCCAUAGGCCCGUUGACGAGUAUACAAUUUUUUCUGUGUCAAUAUUAUUUUUUAUUUCUUUUGGCCGCAGAAACGCAAAAAGUUGAGGAAAAUUAAUCGAUCCGGAGUGUCGCGUCAGUGAAUCCAAGAUGGACGUGGCGCGCACCUAUUCGAUACACACCUUGUGCAGGAUAUGCCUCAAUCACCUGCAGAACGACGCCGCCUACGACCUGUAUUUAGUUCCGGGACUCUCGAAAAAACUUUGCUUGUGUACGUCCCUGUCCGUGGAGCCGCAGGACGGGUUCCCGAAGAACAUCUGCACCCAGUGCUAUACUCGGCUCAAUGACCUGCACGACUUCCAGAAGCUAUGCGUGGACUCGGUGCAGAAGUUCCAGGACAUGGUGGCCAGCAACGCCUUUGUGUGCCAGAGCAGCUUCGAUGUUCUGGACCCCAGCGUCGCUGGGCAGGACUUGCACGGCGAGGAGGAGGACCACAUCAACUACGACCCCUUGCUGAACCACAAAAUGGAGCUGAUCGAGAACGAGGAGGACGUCUUCAAGAUGCUGGAGCACGUGGACAAGGAGGCCGAGGAGGUGCAGAAGCAGGAGGAGGAGGAUGAGAAGCCGAGCGGUUCCCUGAAGAUGUUCGACGACGAGUCCUCCCUCGAAAGUGGCAACGACAACGAUCGCGACCUGGACUUCGAGCCCAACAGCAGUGACGACGACAUUCCGCUGGCCCAGCGCAUGCGAGAAACUGGACCCGGAUCGGCCAUGGGAGCUCCGAAGAUGGCUCAAGGAAAGCCCCGGGGCAGACCCAGAGGCAGGCCCAAGAAGAAACCCGUGGAGGAAGAGGACCUGGACGAACUAAGCGACUCCUCGGAAUCAGACGACUCUGAUGACGACGGCGACGGCACCUCGAAGCCGAAACGGAAGCGGAUUCCACCCGACGAGCGUCAUCUGCACCGCAUCAUCGACUGCCACAUUUGCCACCAGAAGUUCAAGAAGGCCAUCCGCUACGAGGAGCACAUGAAGUACCACAAUGAUCUGCUGCCCUUCCAGUGCAAGGUGGAGACCUGCAAGAAAGGAUUCACCACCGCCAAUGGGCUGCGCAUUCACAUCGACCACGCCCACACGGAACUGUCUGAAGUGCAUCCCUGCCCCGCCGAGGGUUGUGGGAAGACUUUCCCGCGCGUACGCUUGCUCACGUUCCACAUGAAGAAGGUGCACGGAAUAACCAAGGCGGCGGCUCCGCUUCGCGACUUCCCAUGCCCCGAGUGCGACACGGUCUUCCGCUGUCCCACUGCCCUCAAGAAGCACAUGUACAAGCACACGGGCGAGGAGCUUCCCUACCCCUGCAACAUCUGCGGCAAGCGGUUCGUGAUCAACAGCGCCCUGCGGGACCACCUUAUGCGGCAUGCCGGCAUCAAGAACCACGUGUGUCCCUACUGCGGGGUGGGCAAGACCACCAGGCAGGAGUGGAACGCCCACAUCCUCACCCACACCAAGGAGAAGAAGUUUAAGUGCCGGCAGUGCGACCACGCCUCCCACAACAAGCAGGCCUUGUCCAAUCACGUCAAGGUGGUGCAUGAGAAGCGGAAGGACUUCGCCUGCCAGUACUGCGGAAAGACAUUCGGGAAGUCGCACGCCUGCAAGGUCCACGAGCGGAGCCACACUGGAGAGAAGUGCUGCGAGUGCAGGAUAUGCGGCAAGAUCUUCCUCUGCGACAAGAGCCUAACGAAGCAUCUGAAGACUCACGAGAAGCGGGAUCUGCCGCCGUCGGAGCCGCACCGCCAGCAGCUCAACAUUCCCAUUCCAGGCCAGAUGCCAGCCGAUCCUACGGGUCUCACUCAACUGCAGCCGAGUUCCGGCGAAGACAUGAUGAAGGCGUGCGGCGGCGGGCCCGCCGAAGCGCCUGCCAAGCCGAAGAACUCGCGCCGUGUCCAGCGGGUGGACAUUUCACAGCUGGCGGGCACCGCUGUGAAUCCCAUACCGUCUGUAUCAGUGCCCUCGUGGUCGCCCCAGGUGAACUUCACCAAGAAAGAGGGCCAGCACAUCUGUCCGGGCUGCGGGCGCGGCUUCAACAACAUAGGGAACAUGAAACUGCACUACAAAAUUAUUCACGAGAAGGUCAAGGACUUCGCCUGCCGCUUCUGCCCCAAGCGGUUCUCCAAGGCGCAGAUUCUCCGCCACCACGAGUGGAUCCACACCGGGGAGAAGCCCUUCGAGUGCAAGAUCUGCGGCAAGCACUUCCGCCAGGAGACGGCGCUCAAGAAGCACAUAAAGACACACGAGAAGCCGAACCGGCGGCAUGUACCCGAGCGCAGUGCGCCCACGCAAAUAACUUUCAGAAAGCUGGAACCCGAUGCAGAGCCGCGGAACUACGACCAGUACCAGGACCCAGCCGCAGAACGGGCGGCGGCCACCGCGGAGCUGCUGGCACACCAACUGGAGGAGAACGAGGCCAGGCGCAAGGCGGACAUCGAGCGGCAGAAGAUCGCGGCAGCCGCCUGCGAGCAGCUGACGAAGCUGCAGCAGCAGCAGGACAUCAUCAAGGCCACCACCUCGUACGAUGGCUACUACGCGCAGAAGGCCCAGGCGGAGGGCACCAGUGUGGACGCUCUGAAGAUCGAUCAUGUCUAGGACUGCGGAUCGGUUUCGGAUUCGGUUUCGUCCUCCGCUCGCUAACCACAAACGCAUCCAUCGCCCCCGCCCGGAAGCUUUCAGGGACGCCUCGAAUCGCUCUCUAUCUGGAUCAGAUUAUCGCCCUCAAUUAUUCGAGAAAUUAUGCAUUAUGAUAUAAAAACUUAUUAUUUUUACGUACAUUUAUAUAUACAUACAUACAAUAUAUGUAUUUUAUGUUUUCCGUGUAAUGUCUCCCGUGCUUACUUAGAGUAAUGGAUUAAAAACUACCUAAAAUAUA